This is a messenger RNA of Meloidogyne enterolobii, 663 nucleotides long. Lineage: Eukaryota; Metazoa; Nematoda; Chromadorea; Rhabditida; Meloidogynidae. The record is from the annotation of a GenBank genome assembly.
AUGCGCGAGCACCGCAAAUUUAAAAAUAAUGGGCACAGAAAGAAAAUCAACAAAAUUAUUAUUAACCCUUUAAUAACCACUUUACCCUUUAAAAACUUCAAAAAUAAUAUUUUUAUUUUUAUUCUGAUACUUUUAAAUUUAAUUAAUUUAACCCCAACAAAUGCAUUAAGACGCAGAUCAGAAAAUGAAGAAAUCCAAAUCACCGUCUACCCAGCCGAAUUGACCGUUCAAGAAGGUCGAGAGGCCAGUUUUGACUGUAGAGCUCGUGCCACAGACAAUAGCAUUUACCCAGAAGUAAGGUGGACUCGUGUAGGUGGGAGACUACCUGAUGGAGUUUAUGAGAGUGGAGGAAGACUUGUAUUUUCUAAUUCAAAAUUGGCCCAUUCUGGCCGAUAUAUUUGUUUGGCAAUGCAUAAAGGAAGGAGUGUUGAAGCUUUUGCACAAUUACAAGUUCAAUCAUUUGGACCUCAAGAAUUCCAAACAGACAACAAUCCACCAAGUCAACCAGUUACUUGUAGUGCUAAUGAACGUGCUUGUGGAGGCAAUGAAUGUGUGAAGAUGGAAUAUGUUUGUGAUGGAGAAAGGGAUUGCAGGGAUGGCUCCGAUGAAUUGGUACUGUUUAAACUAGAACAGCCUUAUCUGAUAUUCUUGAGCCUUAUCUGA